GAGAGAGAGAGAGACAAACAUAACCUAAAUUUCAACCUAACCAAACUUUGUUUUAAGCCAAAUACUAUUAAAUUAUUCUGAAGUCAGUUAUCAAACUGAUGAGAUUCCACUCAAAUUCGAAGUUAUAAAUAAGAUAGUGUUGCCAUCAAGUAUUAAAACAUUUUUAGUAGUUUUUCUAGAAGCCACAACCUCACCAUUGUUUUUCUGAAAUGGACAAUUUUUUAAACAAAUCCGAUUCAAAUAUUAAACUCGAAGAAACAAAGUAUGACAUAAAUUAUACAAAUUCAGAAGAUGAUAGAAUGGAUUAUGAUGAUGAUGAUUCCAAGGAUGCUACCGUUCCAGUAGAAAACAGUGUUUUCAAAGAAGAAAUAAACCAUUCUGAAAUAGAGGUGAAAUCUGAGCCUCUUGAAAUAACUCGAGAAGAUAUACUAGAUCUUGGUUCAGAUAUUAUUUUACCUCAAGCUUCGCAAAGUCAAAGCACUGCUAGUUUGAAACAGAAAAAGGAAAUAAAAUCAAGGAAAGAAAUGGAAGAGGAAGAAAGAGAGAAAAUGCAAGUAUUAGUUUCUAAUUUUACCGAGGAUCAACUAGACAGAUAUGAAAUGUACCGCCGAUCAGCUUUUCCCAAGGCAGCUAUUAAAAGACUUAUGCAAACCAUAACAGGAUGUUCUGUAUCGCAAAACGUUGUAAUUGCCAUGGCAGGUAUUGCUAAAGUAUUUGUUGGAGAAGUAGUAGAAGAAGGACUUGAUGUAAUGGAAGAGACUGGCGAUACCGGGCCAAUCCAACCUAAACAUCUUAGAGAAGCGGUACGACGAAUGAGAAAAGAUGGCGGUAUUCCUAGUGGUAGAGAUUACAGGACACACUACAGAUUAUGAAUUGUAAAAUUAUAAUUUCAUUUUAUAAAAAAUAAUUCAUGUAUCGUGGUUAGAGAUAAGGACACUCCCGUGCGACAGACAUUUAUGCAAGGUACCCAACAGAAGUUAGUCUCGCACAUAUUUCUCGUUCAUCCAGCAGCAGGACCAUGCUGAAAUCAUCCGAGUAGAUCACAGACCGGUUUGCAUCAGUGCAGGAAAGAUCCGACCCGAAUGGCAAAGGGCCUGUGACUCGAUUAAUUGCAGCAAAACUUGACUGCAUGUAUGAAACCUUCGUCUGAAUGUCUCUCAGAUAUAAUUCGAUAUUCAUCGUGGUACUAGCCGGGGAAGUAGUUAUUUUCCGGCAGACGUUUACCAGAGAUGAAAUGAAUGUUUCGAAAUUCAAUUUCGAAAUAUUUAUUUUCUCUUAUAUAUGUACCUCUCCUCGAAACAGUCUUCUGACACCUAUUAAAAAUUGUCCAGAAGGUCUUGUAUAUUCGAUGAAUAAAGGGUAUUCUGGUACACUAACACCAUCUUUAUUCAAUGUUUUUAGGGGCACUGUUUAUGCCUUUAGUAGUAUCAUCAUCAUAUAAUGUUUUUAUCAUAAUAAUUGAAAAAUUUAGUCAGCUAGGUCUCAGUCUGUUGAAUAUUCAUUAUUAUUGAAUUGUUAUUAAAGUUCAAAUUAUUUUGAAUCAAUGUAUUCAAGCUGAAUAAACAUUUGUUUCUAUAA
Molecule: messenger RNA, 1578 nt
Organism: Leptinotarsa decemlineata (Colorado potato beetle)
Lineage: Eukaryota; Metazoa; Arthropoda; Insecta; Coleoptera; Chrysomelidae
Gene: Taf11
Product: TATA-box binding protein associated factor 11
Biological process (GO): transcription initiation at RNA polymerase II promoter; RNA polymerase II preinitiation complex assembly
Cellular component (GO): nucleus; transcription factor TFIID complex
Molecular function (GO): RNA polymerase II general transcription initiation factor activity; protein heterodimerization activity
Source: RefSeq, a predicted model, not a curated record